ACGUGCGUUAGCUAUUCCCCAUUUCCUCCUCCCCCAGUCCGUUCCACUUCAGAUCUCCGCCGCCGUUCUCGUCUCGCCGUCUUCCUCCUCUCCGGCCGAUGCCUCCCAAACCCUAGCCCCCCGCAAAACCCCAGAUCCUGCCUUCCCUGGACGUCGCUACUGCCAUGGAUCCCUCCGGAUCUGGCUCCCGCCAUGGCCGCCUCCUCAUCUCCCCGUCGCUCUCCACCCCGACCUUCUCCUCCACUCGUGCCCCGUCCUCGUCUCCCUCCCCGCACCACGACCGCCGCAACUCAACCUCCUCCCCCAUGCCUCUCCUCCCAUUCCCUUCCCCUACCUCCAGGCCCAACAGCUCCUCCGGCUCAGCCGCCGGGUCCCGUGCCGCGGCGACUGCCUCGACUCCCGCCUUCGCUCACAACGCGCGCGUUGCGGCGGCGCUUGCGACUGCCGCCGCCUUCCUCCUCGACCUCGGUGGGCUCCCCGUCUUCGCCGUACUCGCCGUCGGCCUCGCCGCCGCGUACCUCCUCGACGCACUACGGCUCCGGCAAGGCGCCUUCUUCACCGUCUGGGCGGCGCUGCUCGCCGCCGACGUGGCAUUCUUCUUCUCGGCCUCCCUCUCGUCCGCUGCUGCCGCCUCGUUGCCCCUCACCGUCCUCGCACUGCUCCUGUGCGCCGAGACUUCCUUCCUCAUAGGCGUCUGGGCGUCCCUGCAGUUCCGCUGGAUCCAGCUCGAGAACCCUGCCAUUGUCGCGGCGCUCGAGCGGCUCCUCUUUGCAUGUUUGCCUAUUGCCACACCUGCAGUCUUCACGUGGGCUAUUGUGUCCGCAGUCGGCAUGGCUAACGCCUCCUACUACCUUGCCACAUUCGCCAUGAUCUUCUACUGGCUGUUCUCCAUACCACGGCAGUCUAGCUUCAAGAACCGCAAACAAGACGCUCAGUUGCAGGACAGUGAUGGCAUCCUUGGCCCCUUGGAGAGCUGUGUGCAUGCGUUGUAUCUGUUGUUCGUGCCUGUGUUGUUUCAUGCCGCAUCACACCACUCCACACUCUUCGCGUCAUGGGCCAAUGUGUGUGAUUUGCUGCUGUUGUUCUUUGUACCAUUCUUGUUCCAGCUCUAUGCAUCCACGCGUGGUGCACUGUGGUGGAUUACCAGGGAUGCACACACAAUGGAUCAGAUAAGGAUGAUGAAUGGCUUGGUUGCACUUGUUGUAGUGGUGCUUUGCCUAGAGGUUCGAGUUGUAUUUCAUGCCUUUGGAAGGUACAUUCAUGCUCCACCGCCACUUAAUUACCUGCUUGUGACGGUCACUAUGCUUGGUGGUGCUUUGGGUCUGGCAGCGCAAGCUGCUGGCAAGGUUGGAGAUGCGGUUAGCUCGGUGGCUUUCACGGGAUUGGCAGUGCUUGUAAGUGGAGCAGGUGCUGUAGUCAUUGGAUUCCCUGUUGCGCUCCUUCCACUCCCAAUGAUUUCUGGCUUUUAUGCGGCAAGGUUCUUUACAAAGAAAAGCUUGUCAUCAUACUUCACCUUUGUCGCAAUAUCAAGCUUGAUGGUCCUUUGGUUUGUAGUGCAUAACUAUUGGGAUCUAAAUAUUUGGAUUGCUGGCAUGCCAUUGAAAUCGUUCACGAAGUACAUUGUUGCUGCUGUAAUCAUGGCAAUGGCUGUUCCUGGUUUGGCACUUCUCCCAACAAAACUGCGUUUUCUUGUGGAACUUGGUCUUAUUGGUCAUGCUUUACUGCUAUGCUACAUCGAGAACCGAUUGUUCAACUAUGCUACCAUGUACUACUUUGGAUUGGAGGACGAUAUCAUGUAUCCAAGUUAUAUGGUUUUAGUCACAACCUUUUUUGGAUUGGCUCUUGUAAGAAGAUUAUCUGUUGAUCAGAGAGUUGGAUCCAAAGCUGCUUGGAUCUUGACUUGUCUCUACUCCUCAAAAUUGUCAAUGUUAUUUAUGACAUCAAGAUCUGUGGUAUGGGUUUCAGCUGUGUUGCUACUUGCUGUCACCCCCCCUGUUCUUCUUUACAGAGACAAGUCCAAAGGUGCUCCAAGAAUGAAGACCUGGCAAGCUUAUUUCCAUGCAGCUGUAGUAGCCUUUUCUGCAUGGCUCUGUCGGGAAACAAUUUUUGAAGCUUUACAGUGGUGGAAUGGAAGGCCUCCUUCUGAUGGUCUGCUUUUGGGGUCCUAUAUUCUAUUGACAGGUGUUGCUUGUGUACCGAUAGUAGCUCUCCAUUUCCCUCAUGCUCAGUCAGCAAAGAGAUUCCUGGUGCUUGUUGUGGCCACAGGGCUUCUUUUUGUUAUUAUGCAGCCUCCUAUCAGAUUAUCAUGGAUAUACCGGUCAGAAUUGAUCUCAGCGGCACAUCUAUCUAAUGAUGACACAUCAAUAUAUGGUUUUGUAGCAUCUAAGCCAACAUGGCCAUCUUGGCUGCUCAUAGCAACAGUGGUACUUACACUAGCAGCAGCUACAUCUAUAAUCCCAGUGAAGUAUGUUGUCGAAUUGAGGGCUUUGUAUGCAGUGGGAGUAGGGAUUACACUAGGAAUCUACAUAUCUGUGCAGUACUUCUUCCAGGCAGUUGUUCUGUAUCCUCUUCUUGUUGCAACAAUUGUCUCUGCUGCUGUCUUUAUAGUAUUCACACAUCUCCCAUCUGAAUCUAGCACAAGGGUUUUGCCAUGGGUGUUCUCUUUCUUAGUAGCUUUGUUCCCGGUCACAUACCUGCUUGAAGGACAACUAAGAGCUAAAAGUUUUGCUGCGGAUGAGGAUGAAGCAGAGAAGUUCACCAACAUGUUGGCUAUAGAAGGGGCCAGAAUGUCACUAUUGGGUCUGUAUGCUGCCAUAUUCAUGAUCAUUGCACUAGAAAUUAAGUUUGAACUGGCUUUGCUUUUGCGUGAUAAGGUCACAGAUAGAGGUAUAACACAUGGUCCAUCUGCUGGUCGGGGCUCUGCCUUUCCACCUAAAGCAAGGCUACUGCAGCAAAGAAGAGCUCACGCUGCACCAACUUUCACCAUCAAGAGAUUGGCAGCUGAGGCAGCUUGGAUGCCUGCGAUUGGCAACUUUUCUACGGUGUUGUGCUUCAUCAUCUGUCUUGUUCUCAAUAUAACACUUACCAGUGGUUCAAACCGUGCUAUUUUCUUCCUAGCACCCAUCCUUCUGCUUUUGAACCAGGAUUCAGACAUCGUGGCAGGAUUUGGUGACAGGCAGCGUUACUUUCCUGUAACAGUUUCUAUUUCUGGGUAUUUGCUAUUGACAGCGUUGUAUAGAAUAUGGGAGGAGACGUGGCCUGGCAGUGGAGGAUGGGCUCUUGAUAUUGGGGGGCCAGGCUGGCUCUAUGCUGUGAAAAAUGUUGCUCUUCUUCUGCUAACAUUACCUAAUCACAUACUCUUCAAUCGGUUCAUGUGGGAUUAUGUCAGGCAGACUGAUUCGAAGCUACUCCUGACAUUGCCUCUCAACUUGCCAUCUAUUAUAAUGUCAGACAUACUCACUGUGCGGGUCUUAGGAUUGUUAGGAGCUAUUUAUUCUCUAGCGCAGUACAUGAUAUCAAGGAGGAUAAGAAUUGCUGGGAUGAAAUACAUUUAAACUAGGACAUGUAACCUUUGAGGUAAAUCUUGUUUGUCUUAGUGCAAGUGUUGUCAGUGAAGUCUCCAGAUUCCUGAGGCAGAUCAUUUCAAUGCAUUGCUUGCAGGCGUACACAAAUUUCUUUGUAAGGCCCCGGACAACAGACAUCUUUGCCUGGUGGCUGGGAACAAAACUAUGCCUUGUAGCAGAGAGAAACAAUGGCCAAUGGUCAUCACUUUUGUACUGGAUGAUCUUUAUACUGGUAUACCCUGAAGGUGUUGUAUUAUAGAUUUUAUUGCACAACACAUAGAAUGCAUCACCUUGGGGCCUUUGGACUUGUAACAACAUUUUGUGCUGGUACUCUUUGAUAAGCCUCGCCAAAAGUUACUUGUGCAUUCUUUGUA
This is a messenger RNA of Brachypodium distachyon (stiff brome), 3937 nucleotides long. RefSeq lists its product as uncharacterized. The transcript has 4 exons. Bases 165 to 3554 code for a protein of 1129 amino acids. Lineage: Eukaryota; Viridiplantae; Streptophyta; Magnoliopsida; Poales; Poaceae. The record is from RefSeq and is a predicted model, not a curated record.